Loxodonta africana (African savanna elephant) is the source of this 1173-nucleotide messenger RNA. RefSeq lists its product as uncharacterized. The transcript is spliced from 2 exons. The annotation marks the transcript as partial. The record is from RefSeq and is a predicted model, not a curated record. Lineage: Eukaryota; Metazoa; Chordata; Mammalia; Proboscidea; Elephantidae.
CGGGACCCCAUCCCUGUGUUCCAUGUCCCCCUGACGGGACCCCUUGACACGACCUCAUGUGUCCCUUUGACAGGACCUCAUCCCUGUGUCCAUGUCCCCUUGAAAGAACCCCAUUCCUGUGUCCAUGUCCCCCUGACAGGACCCCAUCCCCGUGUUCAUGUCUCCCGGACAGGACCUCAUGCCUGUGUCCAUGUCCCCCUGACAGGACCUCAUCCCUGUGUCCAUGUCCCCCCUGACGGGACCCCAUCCCUGUGUCCACGGACCCGUGACGGGACCCCAUCCCUGUGUCCACGGACCCCUGAUAGGGCCUCAUCCCUGUGUCUAUGGACCCCUGACAGGACCCCAUCCCUGUGUCCAUGUCCCCCUGACAGGACCUUAUCCGUGUGUCCAUGUCCCCCUGACAGGACCUCAUCCCUGUGUCCAUGUACACCUGACAGGACUUUGUCCCUGUGUCCAUGUACCCCUGACAGGACCUUAUCCCUGUGUCCAUGUCCCCCUGACAGGACCUCAUCCCUGUGUCCAUGUACCCCGGACAGGACCCCAUCCCUGUGUCCAUGUCCCCCUGACAGGACCUCAUCCCUGUGUCCAUGUCCCCCUGACAGGACCCCAUCCAUAUGUCCAUGUCCCCCUGACAGGUCCCCAUCCCUGUGUCCAUGUCCCGCUGACAGGACCCCAUCCCUGUGUCUAUGUCCCCCUGACAGGACCUUAUCUGCGUGUCCAUGUCCCCCUGACAGGACCCCAUCCCUGUGUCCAUGUCCCCCUGACAGGUCACCAUCCCUAUGUCUAUGUCCCCCUGACAGGACCUUAUCUGUGUGUCCAUGUCCCCUGACAGGACCCCAUCCCUGGGUCCAUGUCCUCCUGACAGGACCCCAUCCCUGUGUCCAUGUCCCCCUGACAGGACCUUAUCCGUGUGUCCAUGUCCCCCUGACAGGACCCCAUCCCUGUGUCCAUGUCCCCCUGACAGGACCUUAUCCGUGUGACCUUAUCCGUGUGUCCAUGUCCCCCCGACAGGACCCCAUCCCUGUGUCCAUGUCCCCCCGACAGGACCCCACCCCUGUGUCCAUGUCUCCCCGACAGGACCCCACCCCUGUGUCCAUGUCCCCCCGACAGGACCCCACCCCUGUGUCCGUGUCCCCCCGACAGGACCCCACUCCUGUGUCCGUGUCCCCCUGA